AUGUCAACCAAUAAAUCCAUUUCAAUAAAGGCCAAUCCAUCGAAAAUCGAAUUCCAUGAUAAUGCAUAUGUCGAAUUACCUGCACAAUCAAUGCUUGCCAGAUUAUCAAAUCGUCCGGCAUUUGCCGCCAUGAAUGGAUUAUUUUCAUCAUUCCCAGCUAUAAAGAUAUUCACAUCAAAUGCAGUUCCAAUCAUGGUGGCUAGAGAACAAGCUAAGGAAAGAAAGAAGAAAAAAGCUGCUGAAGAGGUUAAGAAUACUUUUGCUAAUGAGAUGUGA
Molecule: messenger RNA, 276 nt
Organism: Hemisphaericaspora subhashii
Lineage: Eukaryota; Fungi; Ascomycota; Pichiomycetes; Serinales; Debaryomycetaceae
Exons: 1
Coding region: 1-276 (91 amino acids)
Source: RefSeq, a predicted model, not a curated record